Molecule: messenger RNA, 1545 nt
Organism: Ananas comosus (pineapple)
Lineage: Eukaryota; Viridiplantae; Streptophyta; Magnoliopsida; Poales; Bromeliaceae
Product: homeobox-leucine zipper protein ATHB-54-like
Exons: 3
Coding region: 521-1348 (275 amino acids)
Biological process (GO): positive regulation of DNA-templated transcription
Cellular component (GO): nucleus
Molecular function (GO): sequence-specific DNA binding; DNA-binding transcription factor activity, RNA polymerase II-specific
Source: RefSeq, a predicted model, not a curated record
GAGAGAGUCCCUUGUCUAUCAUACACGCCUCAUAACACAGUCUCACACUCCAAUUUCUCUUCUCCCCUCGGUAGUCUCCCAAACUAAAAAACCAAAAUUCCCUUCAAACUCACUGGGUAAUUUGUAAAACACCCCACAACCCAUCUCAGUACUCAAAACCAAAGAAGCGUUUGCUUCUACUCUCCUCCUCCUCCUCCUCCUCUUCGUCCUCCUCCUCCUUCCUCUUCUGCUGAGGAAGACGAGCGAAACAGAGUGAGUGAUGGGCUCACCUCCGCUUUGCGAAAGGCCCCGCGCCGCUUCCCACGGCGCGUUCGCGGUGACCACCAGCUUCUUCCGCCACAAGCUCCAGUAGAAGCCGGAAAAAAAAGGAGCUUUUCUUUUUACCAAAAAAAAAAAAGCGCUCUUUUGGGAAGCCGAGAUGGUGCCCGUCGCACCCUGCAAAAACCCUGCUUAGACGAAAGGGAAACAAAAAAAAAAGGUCUUUUUUUUCGCUUGUAAUCGAAGGCGGAAGCAGGGGGAGAUGAUGGCGAAGGAGAUGAUGAUAUACAAGGGUUCAAAUACGGCGACUUUGCUCCCGCACGAAGGAGUCUCCGCCGAGGGUUUCGAGGCCUUGUUCUCUCCGGUGGGAUUUUACGGAUCAAGAGCUAUGAUAAAUUUCGACGAAACCCCUCAAAGAAAAAGAUUUUCCGAUGAGGACUCGGACGAGUUCACUCAUCUUCCGUUGAAGAAGAGGAGGCUCAGUGAUGACCAAAUUGAGUUUCUGGAGAGGAGCUUCGAAGUCGAAAACAGGCUCGAGCCGGAACGGAAGAUCGAGCUCGCGAAGGAGCUCGGGCUCGAACCCAAACAGGUCGCGAUUUGGUUUCAGAACCGUCGUGCUCGGUGGAAGAUAAAGCAGCUGGAGAAGGACUACGAUGCACUAAAAUGUAGCUAUGAUUCCCUCAAGGUUAAUUAUGAGGGUUUAUGCAAGGAGAAAGAGGAUCUUCAAGCUGAGGUACUUUCACUCGCGAAAAAGCUCGGCGUCGAAAACAUGUUCAGUUUAUCCACGCAGUCGUUUGAAUUCGAAAAAACCAACAAAAUUUCCCAAAAACCAAAGAAAAUUUUGGUUUCGUCGGAAGGAGGGGGAUCAGAUGACCAAAAUCUAAUGGUAAGCAAACCAGAAGAUCUCAUCUCUAGCAACAGUGUGGUGUUUAAUAGUUGUGAGAGCCCUCAACACACUGAGAGCUCUCAUUGCAUGGAGAAAGGAAACUCAGUUCUAUCAGAUCCUACAGUAGAUUCUUCCAAUCUCCAAGGAUACUCUUGCAAAUAUGAAAUCCCAUUUGUGGACCAGGAUUUCUUGUUCUGGCCUUAGUUGGGUACUCUUAAUUAAUGUUUAAGAAGAUGUAUUAAUAAUCCAUCCAGUUUAUUGGCUUUUUUAAGAAUAAGCCAUUUAGUGGCUUAAUGUAUGAGUCCCCUUUUUGUUCAGUGUGAAAUUAUCGUGUGAGGAAACAAUCUACUUUGUUGAAUCACCUUAUAAAUUUGGAAUAUGCUAUCUGUAUAUUUGUUAUA